Messenger RNA from Tetrahymena thermophila SB210, 1377 nucleotides. RefSeq names its product tetratricopeptide repeat protein. Gene Ontology annotation, biological process: receptor-mediated virion attachment to host cell. Gene Ontology annotation, cellular component: cell outer membrane. The record is from RefSeq and is a predicted model, not a curated record. NCBI's taxonomy places the organism in Eukaryota, Ciliophora, Oligohymenophorea, Hymenostomatida, Tetrahymenidae. Gene Ontology annotation, molecular function: protein binding. The transcript has a single exon.
AUGGACCAACUUUUGUAAUAAGCUUAACAAAGAGGCUCUGAAGCCCAUCAACUUUAUCAUAAGGGAAAGUAUGAAGAAUCUCUCGCUUUGUAUAAAGAAAUGCUGAAAACUGAUCCAAAGGAUGAUUUAAGCAUGCUUGGAGUUGCUGAUUGCUUACUUUCUUUGAAAAGAUAUGAUGAAGCAAAAAAAGCUUAUGAAGUAUUUAUUGAGUAAGGUUCUAACAAAUUUAAGGCUCAUGGAUUUUGCAAUUACGCUCUAUGCUUAUCUAAGGAAGGAGAAAAUUCAGAUACUAUUGAUUCAUUAAUGGACCUUGCUUUAAAAUCUCAAAGCGAAGAAUUUUAGUGCAUUUAAGUGCUGUGUUUAGUAGCUGACCAUUUUUGCAACAAAUUAUAGCUUGAUAAUGGUUUAACUGAGGAAGAAACUCAAAACUAUUUGGAACUUAUAAGAAAGUGCAUAGAUAAAAUUGAUGAAAUAGAUCCUUUAUAUAGUGAUGGAUUAGUUAUUAAAGGAAAUUACUACUCUUAAAUUGGUGCUGAAUAAUCUGCUAUUUAAGCAUACGAAGAAUUAAUUUAGCUCUAACCUAAUGACUAUAGAGGAUACUAUAAUCUCGCACUUUCUCUAACUAAACAAGGCUAAUACUAACAAGCUAUCAAUUUAUUCUUAAAAAGUGAUUUAAUGAAUAAAGAAAAUAAAAAUUUUGCUUUGAAAUCUGCCUUCCAAACUGCCAAAAAAGCAAAGAGCAUGGAUCUAGCUCUAUUUAUAAUGGAAAAGAAACUCUAAUAGCAACCAAAAUCUAGCUAGGUAUAUCAAGAAACAGUAACUGCAUGCAUUUUAAUGUAAAAAAUGAGUGCUGCAGUUAUGAUUGCUUAAAACUGGACAAGCGAAUGCCCUGAUGAUAUCAUCGCAUGGUAAUUCUUAGCUGAGCUUACAUACACUUCUUAAAUUUAUGAUUUAGCUGAAAAAGCCUACUUAAAUCUUAAUCGCUUGACUGAAUAUAAAGACCACUCUUUUAUCAAUGUCUUAGCAGCAAUUAAUCUCAGCAGAAAAAAUUACGAAAAAUCAUUUGAAUACUGCCUAAAAUCUUUAGAAGUAAAAUAUGAUUAUCCAUUUGCCUUUAGAAAUCUUUCUGAAUUUAGAUAACAUUACUCAAAAGAAAAAUUCUACUAAUUUUAUGAUGAUUAUACAUCAAAGUAUCCAAUGAACACAGCUGCUCAAGAAUAUAUCAAUAGAAUUAAAGAAUCUUUCCCCGAAGACGUUGAAUACUUAAACAAAAAAUUCGCUGAAAACUAAUCCUUAGUAAAAAAACUUGAAAAUAAAUCUUAAGAAACCAAAUAAAACGAAGGUUGCUGUGGAGGUCAUGAUCACCACCAUCAUUGA